AUGGUAAUAUCCAAGCAAGCUUGGAUAGCUAUGCAUUUCAACCCCAACGCCGCAUGUCAAGCCUUUGUGUCUGUCUUUACUUCUGCGAAAGAGAUCCCUCUUCCUCCUGCAAGGGAAGUCGAUGCGGUUAUUAUAACCUUGUCAACCGUACCAUCUCCUCCACCUCCAAUCCUUCCACCUGUCGUCCAUGGCACCUUCCAUAUCUUACCAUCCUUUCAACCUUUCUUACAAUCACUUCAAGGUCAAACCUCUAAACAACCUCAACUGCAACGCAUAUUUUUGUACCAUAGAUGUUCCAAAGCCUCAAACAACUCCAUUUCAAUUUAG
This is a messenger RNA of Vicia faba (fava bean), 327 nucleotides long. The record is from the annotation of a GenBank genome assembly. NCBI's taxonomy places the organism in Eukaryota, Viridiplantae, Streptophyta, Magnoliopsida, Fabales, Fabaceae.